AUGGCUAUCUUCAUUAUUUUGUCCCUGUGUAGUGUUCUGGUGACUGGCAUGGGUAAUAGCGGGAGUGAAAAGGGAUUGGAGAGGGAAUAUGAACCCGGCCAGCCUCCCCGCUGCCCCUCUGUAUCCCCCAGUGCCCAGCCCCGGACACCUCCCAGCCAGAGCCAGCUGUUUGCGGACCUGAGCCCAGAGGAGCUGACGGCUGUGAUGAGCUUCCUGACCCAGCAGCUGGGGCCAGGCCUGGUGGACGCAGCCCAGGCCCGCCCCUCGGACAACUGCGUCUUCUCGGUGGAGCUGCAGCUGCCCCCCAAGGCUGCUGCCCUGGCCCACCUGGACAGGGGGAGUCCCCCGCCCGCCCGGGAGGCACUGGCCAUCGUCUUCUUUGGCGGACAGCCCCGGCCCAACGUGAGUGAGCUGGUGGUGGGGCCGCUGCCGCACCCUUCCUACCUGCGGGAUGUGACGGUGGAGCGUCACGGGGGCCCCCUGCCCUAUCACCGACGCCCCAUACUGAUGCGAGAGUACCAGGACAUAGACCAGCUGAUCUUCGACAGAGAGCUGCCCCAGGCUGCUGGGCUCCUCCACCACUGCUGUUUCUAUAAACGCCAAGGACGGAACCUGGUGGCGAUGAACACGGCCCCCCGUGGUAUGCAGUCAGGGGACCGGGCCACCUGGUUUGGCCUCUACUACAACAUCUCAGGGGCUGGGUUUUUCCUGCACCCCGUGGGGUUGGAGCUGCUGGUAGACCACAAGGCUCUGGAGCCUGCCCACUGGACCAUCCAGAAGGUGUUCUUUCAAGGCCGCUACUAUGAGAGUUUGGCCCAGCUGGAAGACCAGUUUGAGGCCGGCCUGGUGAAUGUGGUGCUGAUCCCAGACAACGGCACAGGUGGGUCCUGGUCCUUGAAGUCCCAGGUGCCUCGGGGUCCGAGUCCUCCUCUGCAGUUCCACCCCCAGGGCCCCCGCUUCAGUGUCCAGGGGAGUCAAGUGGCCUCCUCAUUGUGGACUUUCUCCUUUGGCCUUGGAGCUUUCAGUGGCCCAAGGAUCUUUGACAUCCGCUUCCGGGGAGAACGACUAGCUUAUGAGAUCAGUCUCCAGGAGGCCUUGGCCAUCUAUGGUGGAAAUUCUCCCUCUGCUCUUCGAAGCCGGUACACAGAUGGUGGAUUUGGUUUGGGUCACUUCUCUUCAACCCUGACCCGGGGGGUGGACUGCCCCUACCUGGCCACCUACGUGGACUGGCACUUCCUUCUGGAGUCCCAAACCCCUAAGACAAUACGUGAUGCCAUUUGUGUGUUUGAACAGAACCAGGGUCUCCCCUUGAGGCGCCACCACUCAGAUAUCUACUCCCAGUAUUUUUGGGGCCUUGCAGAGACAGUGCUGGUCCUCAGAUCUGUCUCAACCAUGCUCAACUAUGACUAUGUGUGGGAUAUGGUCUUCCACGCCAAUGGGGCCAUAGAGGUCCGACUCCAUGCCACCGGCUACAUCAGCUCAGCAUUUCUCUUUGGUGCUGCCCGAAGGUACGGGAACCAGGUUGGGGAGCACACGCUGGGCACCGUCCAUACCCACAGCGCCCACUUCAAGGUGGAUCUGGAUGUAGCAGGACUGGAGAACUGGGUCUGGGCUGAGGACACGUCCUAUGUCCCCACGGCGGUACCCUGGAGCCCCGAGCACCAGAUGCAGAGGCUGCAGGUGACCCGGAAGCUGCUGGAGACUGAGGAGCAGGCCGCCUUCCCCCUGGGAGGCACCCUACCCCGCUACGUGUACCUGGCCAGCAACCACAGCAACAAGUGGGGUCACCCGCGGGGCUACCGCAUCCAGAUGCUCAGCUUUGCUGGGGAGCCACUGCCCCAGAACAGCUCCAUGGAGAGAGCCUUCAGCUGGGGAAGGUACCAGCUGGCCGUGACCCGGCGGAAGGAAGAGGAGCCCAGCAGCACCAGCAUCUACAAUCUGAAUGACCCUUGGACUCCCACUGUGGACUUCAUUGACUUCAUCAACAACGAGACCAUUGCAGGGCAGGACUUGGUGGCCUGGGUGACAGCUGGCUUCCUGCACAUCCCACAUGCAGAAGACAUUCCCAACACGGUGACUGUGGGGAACGGUGUGGGCUUCUUCCUCCGGCCCUACAACUUCUUUGACCAGGACCCUUCCUUCGAUUCUCCUGAUUCCGUCUAUUUCCGGGGGGACCAGGAUGCUGGGGCCUGCGAGGUCAAUCCCAUGGCCUGCCUCCCUCAAGCUGCUGCCUGUGCCCCAGACCUCCCUGCCUUCUCCCACGGGGGCUUCUCUCACAGCUAG
Molecule: messenger RNA, 2283 nt
Organism: Prionailurus viverrinus (fishing cat)
Lineage: Eukaryota; Metazoa; Chordata; Mammalia; Carnivora; Felidae
Product: membrane primary amine oxidase-like
Exons: 4
Coding region: 1-2283 (760 amino acids)
Biological process (GO): response to antibiotic; amine metabolic process
Cellular component (GO): Golgi apparatus; early endosome; plasma membrane
Molecular function (GO): primary methylamine oxidase activity; quinone binding; copper ion binding
Source: RefSeq, a predicted model, not a curated record